CGUGCACUUUGUUUUGGUGAGUGAGAGAGCCGUUGGCGCGCCGGCGCGCUUGCGUAGAGCGGCAGGCCGCUACUCCGAAGGGCCGCGCGCGCAGGCGUAGAGAUAGGGAGAUGCGCUCUCGUGCCCCUGGGUGGGUGGAUGGUCGGUCGGUCCGUCCAAGUGCUUUUUCUCUCUCUUUAUCUUUCCCUGUUGCUUGGUUGGAGAGCGAAUUCGCUGGAGGUAUUUUGCCGCUUUUAGGGCUGCGGCCUGACUGAGGCGCCUCGAGAUCCUGUUUUCCCCGAGCAGCGGUGGCGGGGAGAGGAACGGUCGUGUCGCGUCGCUCCAAAAAUGUCGCAGACAGCCAUGUCCGAGACCUACGAUUUCCUGUUUAAGUUUUUGGUCAUUGGAAAUGCAGGCACUGGCAAAUCCUGUUUGCUUCAUCAAUUUAUUGAAAAGAAAUUCAAAGAUGAUUCAAAUCAUACUAUAGGAGUGGAGUUUGGUUCAAAGAUAAUAAAUGUAGGAGGGAAAUACGUAAAACUACAAAUAUGGGAUACAGCUGGACAAGAGCGGUUCAGGUCUGUAACACGAAGCUACUACAGAGGUGCUGCAGGUGCCUUGCUUGUUUAUGAUAUCACCAGUCGAGAAACCUACAAUGCGCUUACUAACUGGCUAACAGAUGCAAGGAUGCUAGCAAGUCAGAAUAUUGUAAUAAUACUGUGUGGGAACAAAAAAGAUCUUGAUGGAGAUCGGGAAGUCACAUUCUUAGAAGCAUCCAGGUUUGCUCAAGAAAAUGAGCUGAUGUUCUUGGAAACAAGUGCAUUGACAGGGGAGAAUGUUGAAGAGGCCUUUGUACAGUGUGCAAGAAAAAUACUUAAUAAAAUUGAAUCAGGUGAACUGGAUCCAGAAAGGAUGGGCUCAGGUAUUCAGUAUGGAGAUGCUGCCCUGAGACAGCUGAGAUCUCCACGAAGAGCACAAGCUCAAAGUGUUCAAGAAUGUGGCUGUUAGGAACAAAUGAAACUCAUUUUAGCAAAGGAAAAGCUGUCGUUUCAAAUGAUGUUUCAUGAAACAACUGCCAUGACUUCAAGACUGCAAUUUUAGAACUCCCUUUUGAUUCACUAAAGCAUACCACAUACGGUAUUUUUUAAAGUACUGUGGAAUGUCUUCCACAAGUGUGCACUUGGCACAGCAAGACUGCAAAAAAGAAAAUGUGGUAAUUCAGUGGACAUUACUAAGAGCAAAAUACCUGUAUGUAAAUGUUUUCUGUUGCAUAUUUUUGUUCAUUCCCGCCAGUUUAAAACACUGCUGUAUCCUAUGUAUAUAAAAUGUGGACAUUAAAUUUCUGAAGCAUGAUAUACUGACAUAUUGUUGCACUAACAGCUGUUUGUUUUAUAAAUAAUAUGUAACUCUGGUACGCUUUAUCAUGUCUUUUUGUACUAUAGCUUCUAUUUAUGAUUUGAUAUUGAAAGCUGCUGACAUUGAUUGUCAAGUGUUUUAUUUGCCACAUUCUACAAGGUGUUUAUAUGAUUUGUUUUUUGUUUUUUUUUUUGGAAAAACGGUUAGGCCAUAAGUUUACUAAUAUGCCAUAUUGAAGAAAUAUUUUUUUUACUGAAGCAUAGCUGAACUGUUUCCUGACAGUUCUUAAAUGUAUUUCAAUCACUUUGACAAAUAUAAGCUAUAAAAUUCAGUUGUGAACUCAAGAGGUUACUGCUGUCUGAUCUUGCCUUGGGAAAUUCCUUUUUUCUACAUCUUAAAUUGUAACUGAACUUGUAUGUUUUGAGUAAAAGAUGAUGCCUCCUUGUUUUACCAUUCUAGAGCCGUAUCUGAAGUUGUGAAUCAUCAUUCUCUGGCUUUUUUUUAUUAAAGUAAUUUCUAUACUGAAGACUCCAUUCAGGUUGCGCUCUAUAAAAAGAAACAGUCUGUUAUGAAAAAGUAGCAUAUGAUGUAUAUGGAAGAAGACUGCUUUAAAGUCUACAGAACUUAAUGUGGUGCAGGCAUCUUCUAUAAUUCUGUAAUCUAGAAAUGCAAUACAGUAAAUUAUAGCAAUUUGUCAAA
Rhineura floridana is the source of this 2031-nucleotide messenger RNA. RefSeq names its product RAB4A, member RAS oncogene family (gene RAB4A). Bases 328 to 984 code for a protein of 218 amino acids. The record is from RefSeq and is a predicted model, not a curated record. The transcript is spliced from 8 exons. Gene Ontology annotation, cellular component: postsynaptic recycling endosome. Gene Ontology annotation, biological process: regulation of endocytosis; Rab protein signal transduction. Gene Ontology annotation, molecular function: GTP binding; GTPase activity. NCBI's taxonomy places the organism in Eukaryota, Metazoa, Chordata, Lepidosauria, Squamata, Rhineuridae.